Molecule: messenger RNA, 1353 nt
Organism: Copidosoma floridanum
Lineage: Eukaryota; Metazoa; Arthropoda; Insecta; Hymenoptera; Encyrtidae
Gene: Zfrp8
Product: Zinc finger protein RP-8
Cellular component (GO): cytoplasm; nucleus
Source: RefSeq, a predicted model, not a curated record
GAGCAUAGGCAGCAGGUCUCGCGACCAUAGAGAUAUUAAGAUAGAGUAAGCAAGCCUGUAAGUGGAAGCGUAUAUAGAAUAUAGAGUAGUGGAGUAGAGUUAUCUAUAUAAUAUCUCUAUGCUCGCGACUCGGCUCGAUGCGAUAGUCAACUAUAUCUGCAAUGAACACCCUUACAAUGGCUUACAUAUACCUAUAAUAAAUAACAAAUUAAUGAAAGCAGCAUCUAUAGAAAGAUCAUGAACAACAUCAUAGACAUUGGGUUUGCAGAGGAGUGUGAGUCCUGGCGUUUGUGUAGUCGCUUUUUUCCCAGCAAAAUUGGUGGAAAGCCAGCCUGGCUGGAUCUCCAACAUAUACCUACAGCUGAGCAGCUUACCUGUGAUUACUGCCAGAAUCCUUGUAUAUUCCUUUGUCAGGUGUAUGCACCCUACGACGACGACGACAGGACAUUCCAUAGGACGCUUUUUGUGUUCGUCUGCAGAGACCCGAGCUGUUGCAAGGACAACGAGAACGGCAACGUGAGAGUCUUCAGAUCCCAGCUUAGUAAGGUAAAUAUUUUCUACCCGUCCGAUCCACCUGUCGAGAAACAGCAUUGGAGGUCUGAUAUCAGUGUGGAGAAAUGGACUAAGACAUGUAAUUUAUGUGGUAUCUUCUCAUCCAAACAAUGUUCUAUGUGUAAAAAAGUCAACUAUUGUGGUAGGUUCCAUCAAGUCUGGGACUGGAAAAAUGGGCACAAAAGCUCCUGUGACAGGAAAAAUAUAACAAGUAGCAGUUCUAAGUUUUUAUUCCAAGAAUAUGAGCUUGUGAUAGAAAGAGAUGACUGUCACCAAGAAAGUGAGGAUAGUAAUGAAAAAGAUAAAGUUGAAAAGUAUGAGUUUACAAAAGCUGAAAAAACUGGAAGUCUUCAGUUAGAAAAGGAAAUCGAUGAUGAUUUACUCAUGAUGGCUAACAGCUUUGAAGAUAAGACAUUCUCUAAAUUUACAAAGAGGAUAAAGAGUAAUCCUCAUCAAGUAUUAAGAUACAACAGAGGUGGUAAGCCUCUGUAUAUUUCAUCAGAAAACCAGAUGGAUGAUAUUCCAAAAUGUGAGUGCGGAAGUGAAAGACAGUUUGAGUUUCAAAUAAUGCCUCAACUGUUAGUAAAGUUGAAUUUAGAUAAUGUUUUGCAUAAUAUUGAUUGGGGAGUCUUAUUAAUCUACACUUGCAAACACUCGUGUGCAACGACCCACAAAUAUGCUAAUGAGUAUGUUUGGAAGCAAGAUAUUGUUAAAGUCCCAAUAAAUGAUUCAAAAUAAAAAAUUUGGAAAAUGUUUAAAUCUUUAAUCAUAACUUUUUGUUUUCUGUAUGUAUAAAUUUUU